UCAAAACAGGGAAAAGCCGUGCUCCUUUGUGACAAGCAGACGGAUGGAAGUUUCCUUAUACAUCACUUCCUUUCUUUUUAUCUUAAGGGAGGUUGUAAGGUGUGCUUUCUUGGCCUGGUCCAGUCUUUUAAUCAUUACAGUCUUGUUGCCCAAAAGCUAGGUGUUCACCUACCUGCAGCCAGACAAAAAGGGCAACUGGUGUUUCUGGAAGGGCUCCGGUCUUCCCUUGAUGCCAUACUUGCUGAUGAACAGAACAGUAGGCCACCAACACUAUCCCCUUUCCAGUUUCUAAGCACACCUGAUGCGAGUCUUCAGAGCCUCUAUGAAUUUGUUCGUCUCUCACUAUCAGGUACCAGCGAAAGUACUUGGAAAUUUCCAGUACUGAUAAUAGAUGACCUCAGUGUCUUGCUCAGCCUGGGAGUGAACACUGGAAAUAUUUUGAAUUUCAUGCAUUACUGCAGAGCUACAGUAUGCUCAAAAUUUAUGGGAAAUGUGGUGAUGUUGGUGCAUAACACAGAGAAUUUGGAAGAUGAAGAAAAUAAUUUUGUUGUCAAAUCCCUGAGUCACCAGUGCCACCUAAUAUUGCAGGUAGAAGGAUUGACUACUGGCUACUGCAAGGAUAUCCACGGUCAGCUUAUGAUGACCUGCCGUUCCCCUUCACCUGUAAAGUCUGAAAGGAAUAUAACCAAAAUCUUCCAGUACAAAAUACAAGACAAAAACGUGAACUUUUUUGCCAGAGGAACCUCAUCAACUGUGCUCUAAGGAAUUCCAUUGGAACUGUUUCAUUGAGAAGUGGACAUGACUCUUACCCAGUUAACUUUUUGAAAUGCACAUGGAUUUAUCAUGCAGAACAAUUUCAAGAUCCCUGGCCUUCAAACAUGUAUUUGAUUUUAAAAUGUUUUCCUAAGCGUAUGGCAAUUGUAUGUGUCACAUUUGUAAGAUACAAUUUCUACAUCAGAUCACACUAUGUACUACCCACCAUAAAGUCUAUAUUUCUGUUUUUUUGUA
Messenger RNA from Rhincodon typus (whale shark), 1008 nucleotides. RefSeq names its product elongator acetyltransferase complex subunit 6 (gene elp6). The annotation marks the transcript as partial. The transcript has 6 exons. The record is from RefSeq and is a predicted model, not a curated record. Gene Ontology annotation, cellular component: elongator holoenzyme complex. Lineage: Eukaryota; Metazoa; Chordata; Chondrichthyes; Orectolobiformes; Rhincodontidae. Gene Ontology annotation, biological process: tRNA wobble uridine modification.